This is a messenger RNA of Meloidogyne enterolobii, 3022 nucleotides long. NCBI's taxonomy places the organism in Eukaryota, Metazoa, Nematoda, Chromadorea, Rhabditida, Meloidogynidae. The record is from the annotation of a GenBank genome assembly.
UUUUUCAGCCACGCAAAAUGCGAUGGAACGUCGAAGCUAUCGACCAUAUCUUCGACAAAAUGGGACAGAUUCUGUUGACAAAUUUUUAAAAAAUAUUAAUUCAACCAAUAAUCAUAAUAAUGAAAGAUACACUUCCUCAAAAUUCCCUACGGAUGGUUUGGAUGGCGCUGGAACUUCAAAAUAUCCUUCAUACUCCACCUAUGUUGGGAAAUACUCUCCAUCAUUACGGAAUACAGUAUCAAGUUCUGCUGCUCCAGGCAACUAUUCAACCCGUUAUGAUGCCCCUACUGCUGAAAGGAGACGCCCGUCUGGGGUUCCUUUGUAUAAUUUGGCAAAAAAUACAACAUACAAUGCCGAGAAUUAUGGUGCUAAUGGGAGCAGUCGUUUUGCUCAAGGCGGGUACAAUGACUAUGGUGCGCAGCGGACAGGCUCAAUUCCCACGGUGCGAGAUGGGGCUAAGAAACAAAAGUCGGCCUUAAAAUCAUUACGUUCUUUCUUUAAGAGGCACCUGAUUGGAGGGAGCAGAGGCAGAAGGGAUCUGUCGGCUACACCUAUAAACACUCGAUUCUCCUCUACACAAAAUGUCAACGGUCAUCUUCCCUAUGCUGUUCCAACCACCCAUCGACGUUCAUCAUCUUCAUCCAUUGGAUUUAUCAACGAGAAUCGGCCACAACAAUCCUCUUCAGCAUUUAAUUCUUCUAGAGAUUCCAUUGUUAAACGUUCCUCUACCGUUCUACCUUUUAAUAAUGUUGAUUACUCACGCCCCUCAACUGUUGAUUCCCUUGAUUCUUCAAUAAAAGACGUGCAAAGAAGAACGGGAGACAUUUCCAUAUCAAAAGCUGAUAUUUCCAAACGCCCUCCUUUACCUUCUACUACAAAAUUUACACCUAAUAAACAUCCUUCAGUGCCUAUACCAGAUACUUCCAAUGUUAUUUCUGAUAGACAAUUAGCUCAAAAAAGACCUACUAUUACUCCCGAUGAAAGAACACCUACAAUAAUUUGUGAUAGAAAUCCUAAAACAAUUAUUCCGUGCUUGAGAGGUCUUUUAAAUCACGGGAAUACUUGUUAUUUCUCUGCCAUCAUCCAGUGCCUUGCAGCUUGUGAGCGAUUUGCUGAAUUUCUUAUUUGUAAUGAUUCUGAGUUUUCUGAUCAUGCAAAUAGAGAUGUUGGUAUUUGUUUAGAUGAGGAUGGUCUCUAUAAAUCAUUUGUUUCCACACUUCGCUGUCUUUGGUUCAACAACCCCAAUGCCGACUCUUUUUGCUUGAAAACUCUUAGAUUUAUUGGACAAGCGAAUCCACUGUUUAUUAUAUCUCAUCAACAGACAUAUAAAUCUGAAGAAGAAUUGGCCAGUGAUGCAUUAGAGAAAAUUAGUGGUUCUCACGAAUCUACAGUUAUGGAUUUGUUUAGGUAUGAUUUUAUAAGCUUGUUUAUUUUAUUUUUUAGGGGGCAAUUCCGAACUGCACUGAAAUGUACUAAUCCGGGUUGUGGUUUUACUAAUUUGUCGUUUGAGCCAUAUCUUUGUAUUUCGUUAAGUGUUCCAUUGGCAAAAAAGCUUCACCAUUAUUCUGUACUUCUUUUCUCCUUCCAUCCAACUCGCGAGAUCAUCCGUUUUUAUUUUGCCGUUCCGGAAACAUCUUUAAAUGUUAGGCAUUUUAAAAAUAAAAUAAUGGAACGUAUGAAUGGUUCAUCAGAAGAAACGGUAUCUUGUUGUAUUGAGCCAAAUGGUUUAAUACAAUUACUUGAUGACGAUUUUGUAAUUUAUUUUGAUAACCGUCAAUUUGGGGAACUCAAUAUUCUUGAAAUUCCAAAAAUCCUUCCAACACAUAAAAAUGAUGAUACAAUUGUUUGUAUAGUUGUAUUUGUUAUGGGAACCUUGCCAAACUGUGAACGCAAUUUUUUAUUACAAAAAUGUGAACGUCUUCUUCCUCGUCAUUUCUCUAUUUUGCCGCAAGACUAUAAUAUUUUUGUUCAAAGUCGUGAUAAUUCAUUGCAAGUUCUUCAUCCUCAAACGAAGAGACCGUUAUUUAGUGAUUUUGUGGAAAGAAUUUUAAAUGACGUUGACAAUCCUAAAAAAGUUUUGCGAAUAAUUAUUGAAUGGGAUUUGUCUUUGAAACAACGAUUUUUGUCUUAUGUUGCGCCUGAGCCCAUCCUGAAUGAUUAUUCUUUUUAUCGUAAGGUGGAGAGUUCUGAUUAUGAUUCUAAACAAUCUACUAUUUCGCUAACAAAUUUGCUUGAUCAAUUCGUCGGAUGUGAAUCUAUACGUGAUUGGACAUGCCCAAAUUGUACAAAAUCGCCAGGAUCCAUGGAACUUCGUUUCCAUUCAUUACCCGAUGUUCUUGUUUUCCAUCUCAAGCGUUUUGAAUUGUUAUCUGAAAGUGUCACAAAAAAGAUUGAUAGCCGUGUUAAAAUACCGCUUGAAAAACUUGAUAUGAGUCCUUAUGUUUAUAGUCAAUAUUCAAAGUCAAGUACCUUACCUAAGAAUAAAAAAGGAGGAAAUAAAACAUUUAAUUAUGUUGAAAAGAAUUUAAUGAUUUAUGAUUUGGCGGGUGUAAUUUAUCAUUAUGGAGAGAGGACUAAUUCUGGGCAUUACACUGCUGCUACACUAAAUCCUGUUGAUGGAAAAUGGCGAAUAUUUGACGAUUCUCGCGUUUCAACUCUCGCUGAAUCUGUUACCGGAUCAAGUGAACUUGAAAUUUCUUCUCGCUCUUAUUUACUUUUCUACCAACGGCAGCCUUAUUUACAACGAAAGUUAACUUGGUUUCCUCAAAAUGUUCCAGAGCAUAUUAUAAAGAAAUACCAGAAAAAGGAGUAUUCUGAGAAUGUUGAUCGUUCUUAUGCAAAUGGAAAUUCGAUAUUUUAUAAAGACAACAGUGAUCCAACAUUAAAAGAAAGUUAUCUAAAAUCGCCAACAAAGUCUUUGACGCAAGAGAGAAUAAUUCCAAUUAUACGAGAAACACGUGCAGGUCCUGCGGUUGGAUAUGUCCCUGAAUUUACGUCAUCCUAUACUAACCGUAACUUCUAG